AUGACCGAGAAUGGCCACGUGCCGAGCGGCAUGACGGCGGAACGACUGCUGAAGUGCGGUUACGAGGUGCCCGUGAUCAACGACUUCGCGUACCGAGACAAUGGAGUCUGGCAGUUGGUUUCAGGCCGCACGCUGGCCAAUGUGCGACGACUUCCGGUGAUAUCGCACCUCAAUUACUCAGGACGGUGCGUCGAGGUGUCGGUGCGGGAAUCGGCCUCGCGCGGCGACUCGCAGGCCACGGUGAGCAUCAUCGCGACAGGGAAAGCGGUGCCCUUCUCACAUGAGCAGGUGGCCCACGCGGGUGGAGAGAUGCCGUUGCAGCACGACGCGUCGCUCUCAGCGAUCUGCGCAUGCGUCGGAGGCGUCAUCGCCCGGCGCACGCGAGUUCGCGAGUCGGGGUCUCUGCGCAUUCACCGCGGCUCUAUCGCGCUGCAACUCGGGAUGAUCACGCUCGACCAGACGGCAUUCCGAGCUCGAUGGGAGCGCCUGAGCCGAUGCUUGGUGGGCAUUACUGCCGACACCACGCCUCUGGCGAGAAUCGGAACCACGACCGCCUUUCUGCUGGCCGAGAUGUCGUCGGUGGCCGACGUGGGGCGGCCGCUGUGGGCCGAGUCCACGCGCCGCGGGCACUGCGGACUGACGUCCGACGCGUCGGGCAAGGAAGUGCUGGCGCAGGUGGGCCAGGCGGAGGUGCACGUCACGGUGGCGUCGAACGGCGAUGAUGCCACGGCGCGAGCAGACCCAGCAGCAAAAGGACAGCGACGCGCAGCGGUCGACGCCGAUGGCAUUUAUCGCCCGUCAGCCGCCCUCUUGGAAUCCGACGAGAUCGGACCGCGUGGGACACAGUUGGCGCGAUUAGUGUUUCGCCGAGCAACGUGCGGGCUUCAGUGCGGGGACGAUGCGGUGAUCACGGGCUUGGCGCGCGGCUGCCGAUUCGCGGCCUGCGAACAGGUGCGCGAAGGUCGACAGCACGGCGAGCACGGUACGGUCGCGGCUGCGGUGUUUACUCCUCUGCGCUCGGUCGGUGCGAACGCGCGCAACCUGGCUCGUUUGGCCUUGCAGCGCACGUCGACCGAGGGCACGAACGCGGAUCCGAGCCAUUAUACGCAGUCGUUCUGCGAGGCGACGGGGCGGGUGAAGCAGACGCUCCUUGGAGCUCUCAUGACGCAGGGGCCGCGGCUCAAGCGAGCCACCGGCUACGAUCCCCUGCAGGCGGAGAAUAUGGAGCGGUGGGUCUCGGAGUCCACUCGCCGAGGCCUGGAAGAGCGGCCGAUGACGUCCGACUUGAAGCUGCGCCGGCAACCAGUGAGGCGCAAGCGCUAUGCCCGCUGGGACUUAAAUUGGGACAAAGAGCCCGAUGGUUCCGAUGUGGAGAGCGAGAGCAGCUGGGAUUCGCUGGACGAGCAC
Messenger RNA from Prorocentrum cordatum, 1407 nucleotides. NCBI's taxonomy places the organism in Eukaryota, Dinophyceae, Prorocentrales, Prorocentraceae. The record is from the annotation of a GenBank genome assembly.